This is a messenger RNA of Rhizopus microsporus ATCC 52813, 1899 nucleotides long. Its product is annotated as AMP-dependent synthetase and ligase. The record is from RefSeq and is a predicted model, not a curated record. The transcript is spliced from 6 exons. NCBI's taxonomy places the organism in Eukaryota, Fungi, Mucoromycota, Mucoromycetes, Mucorales, Rhizopodaceae. The coding region runs from base 88 to 1794 and encodes 568 amino acids.
CACCUGUAGUUCUAUAAAAAUUGUAACCAAUCGAUCAUGUAUGCAUUAUCUUUUUCUUUUUCUCUUUUAUUUUUGUUUUCCUCUUUUAUGUCUUUGCCCAACACAAGAUUACAGGGCAUCAAAGCUCACUUGAGCCCAGAUUCAAGCAAUGAAGCAUCCUAUAUAGAUUCACUACGCCUGUAUAGAAAACCAGAUCAACCUCCCAACUUGACCACUUUAGAUCCCCUUAGAUUUUUAUUAAGAAGUGCCAUGGUAUUCGCAAAUCGUACAGCGGUAAUUCAUCAUCAUCGUACUUAUACCUACAGAGAAUUAUCGACGCGUAUACAAUCAUUGGCUACCGUGCUGAUAAAUACAUACCAUGUCAAGCAAGGCGAUCGUGUAGCAGUUAUCUGUUCUAAUAUCCCACCUAAUCUUGAAGCAACAUAUGCUAUUCCAGCAGUAGGCGCUAUCAUCGUCCCCGUUAAUACAAGAUUAGCUGCACAAGAAAUAGAAUAUAUUAUCCAGCACUCUGGAGCCAAAGUGAUCAUCCUGCAGCGAGACUUUAAAGACAAGAUAACACAGUCUGUUGCGAAUUCGGUCCGAAUCAUCGAUGUGACCGAUGACAACGAGAUAGACCCCUAUGAGCAAUUACUCAUGAAUUGCAAAUCUCUUGUAGCAUGGGAUAAAAUGCCUCUUUUGAAUGACGAAAAUGCAACCAUAUCUAUCAACUAUACCUCUGGAUCAACGGGCCGUCCAAAGGGCGUUAUGGUGACGUACCGUGGUGCAUAUCUUGCAGCUCUGGGCAUGAUCGUUCAAUGCGCACUUUCGGUAAAUACAGUCUAUUUGUGGACAUUGCCCAUGUUUCACUGUAACGGAUGGAACUUUCCUUGGGCUCUCGUAGCUGCAGGAGCUACACAGAUCAUGCUGUCUACAAUGGACUACGACCUUAUUUGGAAGCUAUUGGUAAAUCAUGGUGUGACACACUAUAACGGCGCACCUACUGUCCAGAAUGAAGUCUGCAAUAAUAAAAAUGCAGUCAGGCUGAGCCAUCCAGUGAAAGUACUAAGCGGUGGAUCUGUCUUGUCAAGCACUUUGAUUAAACGAAUGCGUCAUCUUAAUCUACACCCUACCCAAGUAUACGGUCUUACAGAGGUCUAUGGUCCAGUGGUUUUAUCCUAUGAUAUCGAAACUAUCGCUCAUCACACUGAAGAAGAGCAAUAUAAGAGACAAGCCAGGCAGGGCUAUAAUAUUACAGUUUCUGACGAAACACGCGUGUUGAACCAAAAAACAGGCUUGGACGUUAUGCCUAAUGGUAAGGAGGUGGGUGAAGUAUGUUUCACCGGCAAUGUAGUCAUGAAAGGUUACUACAAUGAUCCUGAAGAAACUGCCAAGGCGUUUAGAGGAGGCGUGUUUUGGUCAGGGGACCUUGCCGUCAGACAUCCGGAUGGAACGAUAGAACUUGUCGAUCGAAGUAAGGAUGUUAUUGUUUCUGGUGGAGAAAAUAUAAGCUCUAUCGAAGUCGAAUGCGUCAUUGUUCAACUUGAAGAAGUUUCAGAAUGUGCCGUAGUAGCUGCUCCUAGUGAUAGAUGGGGAGAGAGGCCAAUUGCCUUUGUUGUAUUAAAAGAUGGUAACUCAUUGGAUGCUGAAUCUGUCUUGAGACAUUGUCGGAAUAUGUUGGCAGGCUAUAAGGUAGGGAUGCAUGCUUUCUACAAGAGUGUUUUGUUAACAAUUUCCUUUUUUUUUUCUGAUAGAAAAACCCAAAAAUAUCUUUUACGUGAAAAGCUUUGGAAAGACAAAUCCAAGAGAAUUAAUUAAAUAAAGGAUAUAAAAUAAAUCAUGAAUAAAAAGAUCUCUUUUAGCAUUUCAGGCACACAUUUUUACCCAAUCAUGAUUCAUUUGUGUGCUUGAUGAGAAAUUGGC